AUGAAGAUGCAUUUCUGCAUCCCAGUGUCCCAGCAGCGGCCCGACGCGCUGGGGGGCCGCUACGUGCUGUACUCCGUGUACCUGGACGGGUUCCUGUUCUGCAAGGUGCGCUACAGCCAGCUGCAUCGCUGGAACGAACAGCUAAGGCGGGUGUUUGGAAAUUGCCUGCCACCCUUUCCACCAAAGUACUAUCUCGCGAUGACCGCAUCUAUGGCUGAUGAGAGAAGGGACCAGUUGGAACAGUAUUUGCAAAAUGUAACCAUGGACCCAAACAUGUUGAGAAGUGAUGUCUUCGUUGAUUUUUUGAAACUGGUGCAGCUGGACACAUUUAGCAUCACUACCAAGAAAGCGUCUCUGGAUAUAUUUCUGCCUGAUGGAAGGAGCAUUAAAGUCGAAAUUUUAACAUCAGAUACUGCCGAAAGAGUCCUAGAGGUGGUAUCACGCAAAAUUGGACUGUGUCAGGAGCUGCUGGGAUACUUUGGACUAUUUCUCAUUCGGUCUUACAAAGAGGGCAAGCUGUCUGUCAUUAAAAAAUUGGUGGACUUUGAACUCCCUUAUGUUAGCCUUUGCAGUUCUGAAGUGGAAAACUUCCAGGUUGGACUCAGGAAGUGGUACCUGGACCCGUCCCUCGACUCCAGGCUGAUGGACUGCAGAGCAGCUGUAGAUUUGAUCUACAUGCAGGCAAUACAGGACAUUGAAAAAGAAUGGGCCAAACCCACAGAGGUGCAGAGGCAAAAAUUAGAGGCUCUCCAGAAAGAAGACAACCAAACUAAGUUUUUGGAGCUCUCCCAAGAGGUGUGGCACUAUGGAUACGUGCAGCUGGAUCCCUGUACCUGUGACUACCCAGAACCCGGCUGUGGGACCGUUCUUUCUGUUGGCAAUAAUGAGAUCAGCUGCUGCAUAACCCUGCCUGAUAACCAGACCCAGGAUGUCAUUUUCCAGAUGAACAGAGUGAAGUGCUGGCAGGUCACUUUCCUUGGGACUCUGCUGGAUACAGAUGGGCCCCAGCAAACUCUCAACCAGAACUUAGAGCUCAGAUUUCAGUAUAGUGAGGAUAGUCACUGGCAGUGGUUUGUUAUUUACACCAAACAGGCUUUUUUGCUGAGUAGCUGCUUGAAAAAGAUGAUCUCAGAAAAGAUGGUAAAGCAAGCUGCAGAGAAUCCAGAAAUGCAGAUUGAAGUUCCAGAACAAGGCAAAAGUAAAAAACACCACAGUCAACAAAGCCAGAAAGACUACUCUAGUUUUCUGCCAAGAAAAAGCAAGAUUAAGACAGCUGAAGUUGACUGUGGUUUGGGGACCAUAAAGGAGGAAGGUCUUUGA
Molecule: messenger RNA, 1320 nt
Organism: Eubalaena glacialis (North Atlantic right whale)
Lineage: Eukaryota; Metazoa; Chordata; Mammalia; Artiodactyla; Balaenidae
Gene: SNX31
Product: sorting nexin 31
Exons: 14
Coding region: 1-1320 (439 amino acids)
Biological process (GO): intracellular protein transport
Cellular component (GO): early endosome
Molecular function (GO): phosphatidylinositol binding
Source: RefSeq, a predicted model, not a curated record